Molecule: messenger RNA, 159 nt
Organism: Colletotrichum orchidophilum
Lineage: Eukaryota; Fungi; Ascomycota; Sordariomycetes; Glomerellales; Glomerellaceae
Exons: 2
Coding region: 1-159 (52 amino acids)
Source: RefSeq, a predicted model, not a curated record
AUGGCAGCGUACAAGAAUGGACCCCACAUAAAGAGGGUUGUGAAGGCAGCGCCAUUCCCCAUGGCGGCGAGCAGGGACGGCAGGUCAGUGGUUCUUCUUCCUACUCUGAUACCGGGAAGUCCACGGAUAGGAAGGUUUGGGGCGGAGACCGUUAAAUGA